This is a messenger RNA of Pelagomonas calceolata, 1677 nucleotides long. The record is from the annotation of a GenBank genome assembly. Lineage: Eukaryota; Pelagophyceae; Pelagomonadales; Pelagomonadaceae.
AUGCUACGUCGCAGCGCUGCACUCGCGCGCAGCGCGCGGCCCCCCGCCAGGCUCUCCCAGCAGCAAGCUUCAUCAACCCCGGCUGCCGCUGCCGCGGCGCGCCCCUUCAGCACCCAGACCAGCAAGAACCACGAGACUUGGAGGGGAGACAACGACGACGACGCCCUGCCCAAGGUCAAAAGGCGAGACGGUAGUGUAGAAGUGAUAGGGAACGUCCGGGGCUUCGUCGACUACGAGCGCAACCCCGAGCCCUACCGCGCGCCCAUGGAGCGCGUCACGGACUGGGAGGAGAUCAACUCCGAGGGCCACGACCCCGUCGAGCGCAUCGUCCAGGCGGCUAGGUGCAUGGACUGCGGGACGCCGUUCUGCCAGACGCACACCGGGUGUCCCGUGAACAAUCUCAUUCCCGAAUUCAACGCUUUGGUGUAUCAGGACCAGUGGCGCAACGCUCUCGAUAGAUUACAUCAAACGAAUAACUUCCCGGAGUUUACGGGCCGCGUCUGCCCGGCGCCGUGCGAGGGCGCGUGUGUUGCGGGUCUCAUUGAUUCUCCAGUCACGAUCAAGAACAUGGAGUACGCGAUCGUCGAGCGCGGCUUCGCCGAGGGCUGGAUCCAGGCGAGGAUUCCCGAGACGAGGACCGGAUUAUCCGUAGCGGUCAUCGGCUCCGGCCCCGCCGGCCUCGCCUGCGCCGACGUCCUGAACCAGCAGGGCCACAAAGUAACCGUCUAUGAAAGAGAGGAUAGACCAGGAGGCUUGCUGAUGUACGGGAUCCCGAACAUGAAGCUCGACAAGGGCAAGGUCGAGCGCCGCGUCAACUUACUGGAAGAAGAAGGUAUCGAAUUCGUUUGUAAUGCGGAGAUCGGCGUCAACGUCAACGUCGAGACGAUUCGCAAUGCCAACGACGCUCUCGUGUUGUGCACGGGUGCUACCAUACCCAGAGAUUUACCGGUACCAGGCCGCGACGCCAAGGGCAUCCACUUCGCCAUGGAGUUCCUCACGAAGAACCAGAAGCGCCUGAUGAUGACGCGCGACGGCACGCUCGAGUCGGAGUGGGGUGAACAUAUCACUGCUGAGGGCAAGGACGUCAUCGUCAUCGGCGGCGGCGACACGGGCACGGACUGUAUUGGUACCAGUAUGCGCCACCGCUGCAAGUCCAUCGUCAAUUUCGAGUUGAUGGGGCGCCCGCCGGACGCGCGGGCCGAUUCCAAUCCGUGGCCCGAGUGGCCCAAGGUCUACGGCGUGGACUACGGGCACGGCGAGGUCCAGGCGGUCUUCGGGCAGGACCCGCGCGAGUAUGGGGUGAUCACGACGGAGUUUUUAGUUGAUGACGAUAACAACGUCAAAGGUCUACGGACGUCGGACGCGAAGCUCGGCCCGUCAGGCGUCGAGAUCGUUCCUGAUAGCGAGCGGGAGUGGCCCUGCGAUCUGGUGUUGUUGGCCAUGGGCUUCGUGUCGCCCGAGCACGACAUUAGUUCCCAACUCUCGCUGGCCCUGGAUCCGCGCGAGAACAUCCGGGCGACGUACGGCGAGUACGCGACGUCCAUGGACGGCGUCUUCGCGGCGGGCGACUGCCGGCGGGGCCAGUCUUUAGUGGUGUGGGCGAUCAACGAGGGCCGCGGCGCGGCGCUGAAGUGCGACGCGUACCUCCAGAACCUCCAGAAGGCGACGGCGAAAUGA